ACGAGAACGAGGAAGUGCAGCAAUUAAGUUCUUUUCAAUACUACGGUGACAGCAAUCCCUUCCAUCAUCUCGUCGAGAUGGAGUUCAAGUUCAACGUAAAUAAACUCUUGCCUAGAAAGAUCAACAAGGUCACGCACAAUCUGGUGCCGGAAGACUUCAAAGGUGAUCGACGUGAAUUGAACGAAUGUCAAAGAUUAUUGAGCAGAAUAUUGGACGAUAUGGGUGAGGCAUCAGCAAGAGCUCAAGGACUCAACAAGCCAAUUACUAGUGCCCUUAAACUCCGAGACACAGAUCACAUGGUUUAUUUGCUAGUAGAUAAUGAAGGGAACAAUGGAUUCGGUAGUGUGGUGGGAUUACUGAAAACGGGAUCGAAAAAUUUGUUCCUGUUUGAUGAAAUGGGUGAGCAUUAUCAGCUGCAGGCGAGAUGUAUCUUGGAUUUCUAUGUGCACGAAUCGCGACAACGUAUGGGUUUGGGCAAUAUUCUCUAUCAGCACAUGUUAUCUGAGGAAAACAUUAGGCCAGUGAAAUUGGCAAUUGAUCGACCAUCGGAGAAGUUCUUAGCUUUUCUACGCAAAUACUAUGGACUCUCGAAGAUUAUUCCACAGAACAAUAAAUUUGUCGUCUUUGAAGGAUUCUUUGAUGAUGAGAGUCGAGACGUAAGGAGCAAUAGAUACAGUUUACCUCCAAGAGUGAACUUGGACGAUGGUACAUCGGGCAAUAAUGACAGUAAUGGAAGGAACGGUGCUAGUCUCAACGGAGUACCAUACGUGGCAUCCGUUUCGCGCAGUUCAUUCGGUAGAUACGCUGCGGCGCGGCCGCCCUGCUCCAUGGCAAAUAUAAUCCAUAACACAGCGAUGCUUGGUCAAUCAGCCGAGCAUACUGGCAAUAGCAACAAUGGCAAUGUAUCACCGCCUCCACCGUUGAAACUGGAGCGGCCGCGUUCCUUGAGCCUCUACUCUGAAGAGGAGCAGAAGCAACGUAGUCUCGAGAUGAACACCGUUCCGACGCCUGUUGUGCCGGAUAAUCAAACCAAGUCGUUCGUCCCUGUUCUGUUGGAAGCUGAAAAAACGGAAAAAAAUGUGAAACCGUCACCGUCGUGCAGUCAGGAAGUGGCUACUGGCACUAAUCAACACGGCCACUUGGAUCUUAAGUUUUAUCAUUCCCCUUUAUGGUGAAAUAAUUUGGCUGAUACUCAGUUUUCUUCGUUUUUUUUUUUAAUUUAGAAGCAAUUCAACUAUGCAAAGUUAAUGCUAAAUUUGAUUUUCCUUCCUUUUCUUUGUAUACGU
This is a messenger RNA of Atta colombica, 1286 nucleotides long. Its product is annotated as alpha-tubulin N-acetyltransferase-like. The transcript is spliced from 8 exons. The record is from RefSeq and is a predicted model, not a curated record. Lineage: Eukaryota; Metazoa; Arthropoda; Insecta; Hymenoptera; Formicidae. The coding region runs from base 78 to 1175 and encodes 365 amino acids. Gene Ontology annotation, biological process: alpha-tubulin acetylation. Gene Ontology annotation, cellular component: microtubule. Gene Ontology annotation, molecular function: tubulin N-acetyltransferase activity.